AUGAAGACUGGCGUCGUCUUGUAUGGCGCUCUGCUCGCUGCAGCUGUGGUCUUUGCUGACGAAAAGAAACCGAACGAGAAGAAGUCGAUAGCUCUCGAUCAAGUGCGGCAUAUUCCACAGCCGGAGGCCAGAUCUAUCUCCGAGAAGGCGGCCGUCAAAUUCAAACCUCAGAUCCUCGUUUCUGAGGGGUGCCACUCGUUCCCUGCUGUGAAUGCAGAGGGUGAGACUACUGUCGGUAUGAAGAUCAAUGGCACCUCUGAUAGCACAUGCAAGGGGGCUGAGACUGCGUCUCAAAUCUACGGGCGCAGCUGUUGGUAUCAAGACAAAUGGGCCAUCAUGUACGUAUGGAACUUCCCGACAUACACUGGUCAAGAUUUUCGCUCCGACUGGGAGCAUGUUGUCGUGUGGCUCGAUAACCCUGCAUUGGAAAACCCGAAGCUUGAGGCAGUGUCGGUGUGGGACCAAGCAUACAAGACACACGAGGAUGCAGUCCCGCCUGAGGCCAAGUAUAUGGACGGGUCGAGUGUCAAAAUCGAAUUGGGAAAAUUUAUGGCGUUCCGCAAGCUCGGCCUCACACAGUUGGCUGGUCAGUCCCAGGAUCUGAUUAUGUGGGACCAGCUGUCAGAAAAACUCAAACACGCGCUCGACUCUGCUCCAUGGGGCACACGACAGAUCAUGCCUCUGAGUGACUCACGCUUCGAGAGAGCCUUGUAUUUUGCUUGGCCUUUUGGUCCGGCGAAACGAGCCCCUCCUCCUGAUAUGGUAUACUGA
Messenger RNA from Hyaloperonospora brassicae, 771 nucleotides. The record is from the annotation of a GenBank genome assembly. NCBI's taxonomy places the organism in Eukaryota, Oomycota, Peronosporomycetes, Peronosporales, Peronosporaceae.